Molecule: messenger RNA, 1568 nt
Organism: Sphaerulina musiva SO2202
Lineage: Eukaryota; Fungi; Ascomycota; Dothideomycetes; Mycosphaerellales; Mycosphaerellaceae
Product: glycosyltransferase family 61 protein
Exons: 1
Coding region: 314-1567 (417 amino acids)
Cellular component (GO): endoplasmic reticulum lumen
Molecular function (GO): protein N-acetylglucosaminyltransferase activity
Source: RefSeq, a predicted model, not a curated record
UCCAGGUCGGACACAAGCUUUCUCGGAUUGGUUCAUUGGCAAAUCCUCGACGCUUCUCGUGGCGGAAGAAGAAUAUCAUGGCAAUAACAGUAAUAAUACCGCUUCGACACCUGGAAUCGUCGUCGAUAUUAAUGCUACGGAUGUGGAGACUGCCUCCUCAAACAUCACGACGACGGUCUUGAGCACAGGCGAUGAUGAUCUGCAUCUGUCGGCUGCCUAUCCUAAAGACAUCCUCCUCGACUUUGACGAUGAUGCAUGCGGAGAGCAAUAUGGUGGAGCAUACCUUCGCAAAUUUCGAGAGAGUGCGACGGAUAUGUGUGCUGCUGCUGCCGCGAGUGAGGAUGGCUCUUCUUCUCGACCUUCUUUCACGUGUUUUACACACAAUGCUUGGACCUACUGGCGAGAUCGUCAAGAAGAUACUUUUUGCGUUGGAACUCAGGUCGUGCUCGAUCCGGAAUCGGGUGCACAUGUUGAUUGUGCGCUUCGCAAUCUGACGGAAGAGAAACAGCUGAUGAAGCCACAUGCUCAAGCUCUGGAUCGGAUUGCGGAUAAUUGGUAUUGGACUGGGACGCGAUAUCUGUUGGAUAGGUUCAUGCAUUUCAGGAGAAAUGGCACAGAGUCGAUUUCAGUGCAAUUGGCAGAUGAUGCUGUGCAUGUUCCGGAGAGGACGGUACUGUUGGUGAAGCGUGAGGGAGGAAAUGUGAUCAAUAAUGUCUGGCAUGUUUUCAUGCAGAUGAUGUCCUUGUGGCUCUCGUUGGAUGUGAUGCGAGCAACCAUCAACCCGGCUACGGGCCAACCGUUUUACACCGAUGAAGACGUCAAAAAUACCCAAGUCAUGAUCCUCGAUCAGGAUAAAGAAGGCCAUUUGUACGAGCUCUGGAAUAUGUUUGGAGACCUUCCCACCAUUCGCCGCGCAGACAGUCCACCACUCAAAUCCACUCGCGUCGUCCUUCCACUGGCAGGCGGGAAAAAUCCCAUUUGGCAAAGCAGAUUAGAACUCCCCAACUGCAACUCCUCUAUCCUCCUGCAAGCCUUCGUCAACCGCAUCUUAAACUUCUACCAUAUCCCCCUUUCCCCUCCUCCUCGACCACAAAACACCUCCACUACCACCACAAAAGCACCCCUCAACCUCGUCUUCGUCGACCGCAAAAACUACCGUCUCCUCACCAACCAAUCCCACCUCCUCACCUCCCUCCACUCCCACCUCACGACCACACACCCCCACGUCCAUCUCGAAAUCAUCGAUUUCGCCUCCUACCCAUCAUUUCCCUCUCAAAUUCUCAAACUCCGCUCCACCGACAUUCUGCUCGGCGUCCACGGCGCAGGACUCACUCACACAUUAUUUCUCCCGCCCAAAUCCACCGUCGUGGAAAUUCAACCUCCGGGUCUGAGGUAUUUUGGAUUUGCGGCGCUGGCGAAGUUUUUGGGACAUCGCUAUUUGCAGGUGUAUGGGGAGGAGAGGGAGUAUGAGGGUAUGACGCAUAAUUGGCAGGCGGAUGAUGUUUUUUUGAAUGAGGGGGAGUUUUUGAGGUUGGUGGAUCGGGCUGUUGAGGGGUGGGAUGGGUAGG